This is a messenger RNA of Vitrella brassicaformis, 1127 nucleotides long. NCBI's taxonomy places the organism in Eukaryota, Vitrellaceae. The record is from the annotation of a GenBank genome assembly.
UGUUUCUUCUGAUGCCGUCUUGUGUGUCUCACUGGAGGUCUGGGAAAUACGUGAAACCUGAUGCACACACACACACGCGCACUGAUCUGUGCGCCCUGUCUGUGUGUAUACGUAUGCUCUCCUUCCUUUAUCGCUCACGUGAGUUCGUCUUCUCAGGGACAACCGCACCUGCAAGCACACAUCACACAUACGCACACACGCACGCAAAAACAUUCGCGUCAUGCUGACCUCCUGGUACUUGAGAUGCCGCUGGCGACGCUUGACCGCAUGUACAUGCCCGUGUGCAUUUCGCACAGCACCUGAAGACCGCCUGACUUCGAAAAAGAUGGGCCUGUUCUCACUCACACCCUUGUCGCGGUCGAACGCAUCCUUCAGGAGUAUGUUGUCAUCGUUGCCCUUCUGUUUUCUGCAGAACAGAAGCCAUUAAUGAUGGGCAUGAUAUGUCCUCCUCCCUCCCUGCCGCCCUCGCUUCCAUCCAUCCACCCACCCAUCCAUGGCCCCAUGUACACUCGUGCUCUCCCCCUCACUGGGCAGCGGGUGGGCUGGACGCCUCAGCCACCCGGCACCUCAGCAGCUCGAGCAUAUCCUCGUGCGUGAGCUGGGGCACCGGGUUGCCGUUCUUGUCCUUGGCGACGAUCUCCUGCCCAACGAGGGGCGCCACCACCUUGACGUAGGCGACUUUGGCACGCCCCGGACCUGUUGGCCGUCCUCAUGCGUCUCGGUGAGGGGUUUUAGGAGGGCGCGAACGGCCCAACCUGACAUGACAACUGCUUCGAGUUGAGACAUAGCCUACAUUCAUUCAGAAGACACAAAUGACCUCCUCAAAUGACAAGUGCUCACAUUCGCUUGAGCAGCAUGCGGUACAUCAAAGAAUGUGCGUUCUGGACGCACACAUACGGGAGAGAGAAAUUUUCCCUUGUGUGUGUGCGUCUGUGUACUUGAUGUGUCUCACUUUGGGGUUUCGAAUCCCGAGUCUUGUUCUCCACUCUCAGCAUCAAACGGUCGUUGCCCAACACCAGAGAAGCUACGCACACCAUCACAGGACAAAGCGAAAUGGUGCAAUGAGCACGCCUCUUGUCAAUUCGCUCAUUACCGAUCGAUCGUGGCAUGGCUUUUGUCGGUGUUUG